Merops nubicus (carmine bee-eater) is the source of this 665-nucleotide messenger RNA. Its product is annotated as PERQ amino acid-rich with GYF domain-containing protein 2-like. Gene Ontology annotation, biological process: insulin-like growth factor receptor signaling pathway. NCBI's taxonomy places the organism in Eukaryota, Metazoa, Chordata, Aves, Coraciiformes, Meropidae. The transcript is spliced from 7 exons. Gene Ontology annotation, cellular component: vesicle; perikaryon; proximal dendrite. The record is from RefSeq and is a predicted model, not a curated record. The annotation marks the transcript as partial.
GGUCUGUGAAGGAACAGAGUUCUGACAUGGCAAAGCUCCCUCCCUCCCAUCUGGCUUUAUGGGUUCUUCAGGUCUAAUAAACUACCUCCUGAAGGUUCACGCUUUUUAAAAAAAGAGGAAUAGAACAGGAAAAAAAAUGGCAGCAGAAACUCAGACACUUAACUUCGGGCCUGAAUGGCUGCGAGCUCUGUCCAGCGGCGGGAGCGUGACAUCCCCUCCCCUCUCUCCGGCCCUGCCCAAGUACAAGCUAGCAGACUAUCGCUACGGGAGAGAAGAAAUGCUGGCACUUUUUCUAAAGGAUAAUAAGAUACCUUCAGACCUUCUGGAUAAAGAGUUUCUGCCUAUUUUACAAGAGGAGCCCCUGCCACCACUGGCACUUGUACCUUUUACAGAAGAAGAACAGAGAAAUUUCUCCAUGUCUGUAAACAGUGCUGCCGUCCUGCGGUUGACGGGACGCGGAGGAGGAACGGUGGUAGGGGCUCCUCGAGGUCGAAGUUCCUCUAGAGGUCGAGGCAGAGGCCGAGGAGAAAGCGGUUUCUACCAAAGAAGUUUUGAUGAAGUGGAGGGUGGAUUUGGGCGAGGAGGGGGCAGGGAAAUGCACAGAUCACAGAGUUGGGAGGAAAGGGGAGACAGACGCUUUGAAAAACCAGGGCGAAAAGAUCCAG